AUGGGCGCUAACACCAAGUCUGAAGACGAAUGGCGUGCCAUCUUAUCUCCAGAACAGUUUAGAAUCCUCCGUCAGAAGGGAACAGAGGCACCCGACACAGGGAACUACAAUCACCAUGACGCGCCAGGCGUGUACGCCUGUACUGGCUGUGGGACGCCACUAUACAAGAGCAGCACGAAGUUUAACAGCGGCUGCGGAUGGCCCGCUUUCUUUGAUGCGAUCCCUGGUGCCGUUAGUAGGCAUCAAGAUCGGUCAAUGUUUAUGACUAGGAUAGAGAUUACCUGUACCGCAUGCGGUGGCCAUCUCGGGCAUGUGUUCAAGGGAGAAGGAUUCGAUACGCCAACCGACGAACGACACUGCGUGAAUUCCGUCUCGCUGAACUUUAAGGAGGAAUAA
Molecule: messenger RNA, 396 nt
Organism: Suillus subaureus
Lineage: Eukaryota; Fungi; Basidiomycota; Agaricomycetes; Boletales; Suillaceae
Product: methionine sulfoxide reductase
Exons: 4
Coding region: 1-396 (131 amino acids)
Biological process (GO): protein repair; response to oxidative stress
Molecular function (GO): peptide-methionine (R)-S-oxide reductase activity
Source: RefSeq, a predicted model, not a curated record